AUGUGCAAAGCUACAGAGGAAUCAAAUGGAAACCAAGAACAAUUGGAUACAAAUCUCUAUAGUAGGCAAAUAUAUGCUUUGGGUGAAUCGGCGAUGAAAAACCUCCGCCAAAGCUCGGUGCUCAUCUCGGGAAUCGGCGGUGUUGGAGUUGAGAUCGCUAAAAAUUUAAUACUUGGUGGCAUUCGUCAUGUGAAAAUUCACGAUCAAAAAGAAGCCACUUGGUACGAUCUAUCCGCUCAAUACUUUCUCCGAGAAGAGGACAUUGGAAAGAAUCGGGCAACGGCUUCGUUUGCGAGAUUAGCCGAGUUGAAUGACAGUGUUACUUGCACACUCAACACCGACCCUCUCACCGAGGAACUCAUCAAGAAUUUCGAUCUUAUCAUUUUGACCGAUACCCCACUCGCUUUACAAUUGGAGAUCUCGCAAUGGAUACGACGACAUGGAAAGAAGAUGAUUGUGGCUGAAGCAAGGGGAUUGUUUAGUUAUAUCUUCGCCGACCUAGGCGAACGCUUUUGCGUACUUGACCCGAAUGGAGAGAAAGUCAGAGAGUUUUACAUCAAUGGUGUUGACAGGAUUUCUGGUGAGGUCUUCACCCAGGAACCACAUGGAUUGAUGAAUGGAGAUUCGGUGGUGUUUAGUGAAAUUAAAGGAAUGAAUCAGUUGAACGACUGCCAAGCACUUCCAAUCACAGUCAAAGGUCCAUCAGUUUUCAAUAUUGGUGAUGUUGCUAAAGAUUUCAAUGAUUACACGGAAGGUGGAAGAGGAAAACAAGUGAAAAUGCCAAUCUAUCUCGAUUACAAACCGCUUUCCAAAGCCAUUGAAGAGCCAGAGAUUAUGCCUUGGGAUUUCGCGAAGAUGGAUUAUCCGAAUCAGCUUCAUCUACUGUUUCAAGCUCUGCACCGAAUGGAAGAAAAACAUGAUCGCACACCUCGUCCCAAAAACGAUGUCGAUGUAGACUUGCUUCAAAAUGAGUUACCUGAAAACUCUGGAGUUGACAAGGACCUAUUGAAAAUGUUCUCCUAUGGAGCAAGGGGAAACCUAGUAAAUAUCUGCUCUGUCGUUGGUGGAAUCGCGGCUCAAGAAGUUAUGAAAACAAUCACUCAUCACAUGACACCACUCAAACAGUAUCUUUACUUGGAUCACUCUGAUGCGCUGCCUGGUGAUUGGUCUUCUUUUGACACAGCAAAGUUAAAAGCACAAGAUUGUUCGGCUAGAGAUCAUCGUUAUGAUGGACAAGCAACCAUCUUUGGAUGGGAAUAUCAAGAGGAGCUUGCAAAUAGGAAAUUAUUCAUUGUUGGAUCUGGAGCGAUCGGAUGUGAGUUACUCAAGAACCUUGCAAUGAUGGGUGUCGCUUGUGGAAAAAAUGGGCUCAUCAAGAUCACGGAUAUGGAUCAAAUUGAGACGAGUAAUUUGAAUAGACAAUUCCUUUUCCGAAAAACUGAUGUUGGGCAAAAAAAGUCAGUGUGUGCUGCUCGAGCGGUUAAAGCUUUCAAUCCAGCGGUAAAUAUUGAGGCGAUGUCCGAGCGAGUCUGCCCAGAGACUGAACCAAUUUUCAACGACGAAUUCUUUGGCGGACUUCAUUGUGUACUAAAUGCUCUCGAUAAUGUGGAAGCGAGAAGAUAUGUGGAUCAACAAUGUGUCUUCUAUGGACUCCCGUUAUUGGAAUCUGGAACUCUUGGAACAAAGGGGAAUGUGCAAGUGGUCUAUCCUCAUCUCACCGAGUCUUACUCUGCAAGUCCAGACCCACCCGAGCAAACGAUUCCCUAUUGUACGCUGAAGAACUUCCCGACGGAAAUUCAUCACACCAUUCAAUGGGCAAGAGAUAAAUUCGAAGCUUUGUACACUCAAGCGGCUGAACUUGCGAAUCGAUAUUUGAACGAUCAAGACGCUUUCUUCAGAUAUCUUGAGUCGAGUGAGCCGAGGAUUAGUGAUGGGCAAAAGGCCGAAAUGCUGACUGCUGUGCUGAAAGCUUUGGACUCUGAGCGUCCUUCGGCCCCGGAGGAUUGUGUCACUUGGGCUAGGAAACUUUUUGAGGAGUACUUCCACGACACAAUUGCUCAAAUGCUUCACUUAUUCCCGCCUGAGCAUCUCACAAAAAAUGGGCAACGUUUCUGGGGUGGGGCCAAGCGAUGUCCGCAUGCUCUUCGCUUUGAUGCGAAUAAGGAUGUUCAUCUCGAUUUUAUCUUCGCAGCGUCAUUCAUUCGUUCACAAGAAUACAAUAUGAAACCAAUUACGGACCGAGAACGAGUUGCUCAAAUUGCUAAUUCGGUACAAUUUACGGAGUUUGUUCCAAAAAGCGGUGUGAAAAUCGCAACGAAUGAUGAAGAGGCGCGAGAAUUUGAAAGACCUGGAGCACAAGAUCUCCUUCAAGACACCGAGGCACUUAUUGAAAGACUAAAGAAGCUAAAACCUGACCUCCCAGCCUUAAACCAUAUCGAUUUUGAGAAAGAUGAUGAUAGAAAUCAACAUAUUAUGUUCAUCACUUCUUGCAGCAAUCUGAGAGCUGAGAAUUAUGAUAUUGAAUCGGCUGAUUUCUUCAAAACGAAGGGAAUCGCUGGAAGGAUCAUACCGGCAAUCGCCACGACAACUGCAGCCGUUUCUGGACUUGUUUGUGUCGAGUUCUUGAAGACAAUUGAUGCCAACGGAUGUCUUGCAAAGACGCCAAUUGAACGAUUAAAAAAUGGUUUUAUAAAUCUUUCACUCCCGCUUACUUGCUUCUCGCAGCCAACUGGAGCUCCGAGGAAGAAGUACAAUGACAAACCGUGGACGGUUUGGGAUUCGUUAGAAGUUCGAGCACCGAUGACCACUCAGCAGCUAAUUCAAUGGGUUGAGAACGAAGUCGGCCAGGGCUCGGUUGUCUCGAUCGGCUAUGGAGUGGCCAGCAUUUACACGAGUUUCAUGACUCCAGCUAAAAAGACAGCUCGCUUACCUAUGGACCUUCGCAAAGCAAUCGAGGAAGUGACACAAAAAGCAAUUCCCAGCCAUAAGAAAAGUCUCAUCAUUGAUGUACUGAUCGAGAAAGAAAACGACGACAACGACAUGCUUGUUGACGAAGAUGGCUACAUAGACAUUCCAUAUACUCAAUAUUUUGGUGAUGCUUUCCACUCAUACCAAUAUCAAUACAUUGAAUCAACAAUUCCUGUUAGCAAUCAAUUUUCCACUCACGCUUAUCAAUGGCAAAGCAAAAACCACGGAAAUGUGCACAUUUUUUCACGUAGCCCGUUUUCUACCUUUGAAAUUGUUAUGGAAAAGUUUAAUCUUACAAAUUUCCUUAUCAAAUGUAUGGAAAUCGAGUCAACGACAGGGGAUGAAGGAAAGUUUGCCGAUUUCUUGGCUAAAUUCAUGAGAGAUUCUGGGUGGAAUGUAGUGGAGCAAUUAGUGGAAAAUGAGAGAAAGAAUUUGAUCAUUUCACUUGGAGCAAUGAAAGAUAUCGACGUUGUAUUUUGUUCACAUUUGGAUACCGUCUCACCCUACAUUCCCCCAAAAUUCGAUGGUCAGAUUUUCUGGGGUCGUGGCAGUAAUGAUGCGAAAGGGCAAAUAUCUGCUAUGAUAUCAAUGGCUUUGGAUCUCCAGAAAAAUCACGAAGAGCUGGCAAAGAAACUUGGCCUUCUAUUCACUGUAGGAGAGGAGUGUGGGAAUUGUGGAAUGAAAAAAGUUAACGAACUCGAUGAUUUGAAUCCAAAAUUUAUGAUCAUUGGAGAACCGAGUGAGAACAGUCUUGGGACGAUACAAAAAGGGGGACUAAAGGUUCUACUGAAUGUGACUGGAAAAGCUGGGCAUUCAAGUUAUCCGGGCACUGGUGAAAGCGCUGUUCACAAAAUGGUGGAGAUUCUCGCCGAUAUCAUGAAGCAUCCAUGGCCAAAAAAUGAACACGGUGAAACCACUUUCAAUAUCGGCUAUGUUAAUGGUGGUGAGCAAAAUUUUCCUGCUACUUGGCCACCAAAAGCUGAAACGAUCAUUUUCUUUAGAACCGUCACAGACACUGAUGAAAUCUACAAGCAACUGGAAAUCCUUAUCAAUAGACGUGCCGAGAUUGUUUUACUGUCUGAGAUUGAUCCUGAAAAACUUCAUCCAAAACCUCAUGAGUUAGCCGAUAUUCCUACGGCAUCCAUCCCUUUCACUACAGACCUGUGCCAUUUUUGGAGGCGUGACAUUUCGAAAGGUGUUGGCCGUCAGAAUAAGGAAUUUGUCGGAGGCGCAUUUGUUUAUGGAGCUGGAUCAGCACUGACAGCACACGCUGACGAUGAGCACGUUUCAUUGGCAGAACUGGAAAAAGCUGUCGCUGUCUACAAAAGAUUGGCCUUGUACACGUGCAAAGCGAGUAGCUGC
Molecule: messenger RNA, 4329 nt
Organism: Mesorhabditis belari
Lineage: Eukaryota; Metazoa; Nematoda; Chromadorea; Rhabditida; Rhabditidae
Source: the annotation of a GenBank genome assembly